AAAAAUUUAGAUUAACAAAUUCUAAAAAAAUUUCUUGUUUACAAACUGUGGCAACAGCUAUUUAAUUCCCUAAGUGGCAACAGCCAGCGAGGGCGGGUCGGGCAGCAGGCGGUCAGUGUCUCGCUAGACGUCGUGGUGUGAGGGUGUCACUUACGCGCACCCUGCUCUCGCCUUCCCUGUACACGCUCUGAGAUCAAAAUAACACGAUUUGAUAGACACUACUUAUGAGUUGAUUAACUCGCUUUUUCGAAAUAAUAAUGACCAAAACAUGUGACCGUCUAAUAAGAUUUUUAUCAAUUGAAAAGGUGCUGAAAAUUGACAGAGCUUGCUAAUUAUCUACCUAAAUAAAUAAGAAAAAUACAACAAAAAUGGAUAUAACUUAAGGAUAUUUUACGUGAAAAAACUGGUAAAUAUAUUUAAAGAAAAUAACAAAUAGACCUAAAAAGAUAACAAUAUAUCCAACCAUUAAGACAAUGGCAAGAAAAGCCAAGAAACUGAGGAGAAGACACAGAAAUUGCGGUAAAGGGAUACAUUAACGUACUCAUAUCCCCCACCCCCCAACCCCAACCCCUUCAGGAGAGAGCGGACGCACCGCACGCGACCGCAGCUUGCGCCAGACUGACCCCACCCCCAUCGCGCCGUCACAGAAAACGGGAUCAUGAGGAAGAAAAUGGGCGGUGGGUUGGUUCUGGUCGUCCUGGCUGUGUGGUUACGCCCUUGUGGUGCCGACGGCUGGCGCCAUGAUGGAGUGUUUCCCUACAGUAAACACUCCAGGGCUGCCAACCCUCGGAGAGUCACGCCCGAGCAGCAGAACAACACCGUCGUACUCGCGCAGGUUGGCCGCACUGCCACCAUCAAGUGCUAUACCCAUUACCUCGGCGACGAGAUGGUGACCUGGAUGAAGAGGGACGAGGACCAGCUGCUGACGGCUGGGGGACAGGUGUACUCGUCGGAGGACAGGUAUGCCGUGACCCACGUCAGACACCAGAGGCUGUGGGAACUCUCGGUGAGGGACGUUCGCCAGAGUGACGCUGGCCUCUACGAGUGUCAACUCACUACUCACCCUCCAGCUUCACUCUUCUUCACUCUCAAGGUUGUUGAGGCGCGAGCGGUGAUUGGAGGCGGGCCAGAGGUUCACGUCCACACCGGGGGUCGACUCCGGCUCCACUGCACGGUGGAGCUUGCCACUGAGCCUCCGGAUUACAUCUUCUGGUUCCACAACAAUACUAUGAUCAACUACUCCCCUCGACGACCCUUGAGAGUCGUCAAGCACCACCUGGCUAGCUCCCUCGUCAUCUCCAACGUGACGUGGGAGGACGCCGGGUCGUAUACCUGCGAACCUCACCUCGCUCGACCUGCCAACCUCACUCUCCAUGUGGUGGAAGGUGAAAAACACGCUGCUCUUCACAAGGGUCACAACGAUGGGGCGGAGCAAGAGGUCGCCGCCUCUCGGAGCUCCUCCCACUGCCUCGCUACGCGGCUCCUUAUUGGCUACUGCUGUUUGUUGACAAAUUUAAUUCACGCCUACUUUGAAUAUCUAACCUCUAGCGGCUCCUCGUGGUUAUGAAGUGUGGGAAGCAUCACCUGUACUGUGUGUCUUAACUGAAAAGAAUCUUCGUUAGAUUUCGUAUGUGGUGGUAGUUGGCUAAUCAUGACAAGUUAACUAGUGUCUCAUUCGCGAAGCCUCGUACCCAGAAGCUGUCUGGCGCCAAGGCCGUUCGUUCCCAGCAUGAGAACGGUCCACGGUCCCACAAGGUCCCACAUGGUCCCUCAUGGUCCCACAUGGGACAUGGACGGGUCCCCACCUCAUUAAACCGGAGCAAUACAUCCCGAAGCUUGGCGACGGUGCGCUCUAUUCAACCUACAGCGUCGUAGAGGGGGAAAGAGAGGGAGGAAGAGACCUGUUGACUGCCCACACCCUGGUAAGGUGUAUACAGUACUCCGGACGCAUCUUCGUCUGACUUCAUAGCCAUCUGAGGUCCUCAGGAAGGGUUGAGGACAUCAUAAGUUGCUGUAAUUAAUGUGGUGUGCAAUAUUGCUCGGUAAAGCAUUGCGCUUAUCAAUGUAAUGUGCAAGUUGACAAAUUGCAAUAAAGUUCCAUUUCUUGGGCGCCUCUGAGGCUGUAUUUCCUUUCAAACAUUAAGACAAUAUACAAAUGCCUUCCACUUA
Messenger RNA from Procambarus clarkii (red swamp crayfish), 2169 nucleotides. RefSeq names its product zwei Ig domain protein zig-8. Gene Ontology annotation, cellular component: neuron projection membrane. NCBI's taxonomy places the organism in Eukaryota, Metazoa, Arthropoda, Malacostraca, Decapoda, Cambaridae. The record is from RefSeq and is a predicted model, not a curated record. Gene Ontology annotation, biological process: synapse organization.